UCUGAAUUUUGUUUUCUUUCUCUCUUUUCAAUCCGAUAAGGGUUUCUAUCACCGCAUGUGAUUGAAUGUUUCGGAGGAAAUAAUGGCGUCGACUUCGAAGAAGAUAAUGCUGAGGAGUUCCGACGGCGAGACUUUCGAGGUGGAGGAAGCUGUGGCGGUCGAGUCGCAGACGAUCAAACACAUGAUCGAGGACGACUGCGCCGACAACGAGAUCCCUCUACCGAACGUCACCAGCAAGAUCUUAUUGAAGGUCCUUGAGUACUGCAAGAAGCACGUCGAUGCCGCCGCUGACAAGGAAAAGAACCCCGAGGAUGAAAUAAAGGCUUGGGAUGCUGAUUUUGUCAAAGUUGACCAAAAUACCCUCUUUGACCUCAUCUUGGCUGCGAACUAUCUGAAUAUCAAAAGUUUAUUGGACUUGACCUGCCAAACUGUGGCUGACAUGAUUAAGGGGAAGACACCCGAGGAGAUUCGCAAGACGUUCAACAUCAAGAACGAUUUCACCCCAGAGGAGGAGGAGGAGGCUAGGAGGGAGAACCAGUGGGCAUUCGAAUGAUAGGAAAGCUUUUAAAUUAAAUGUUGAUAUUACCAUAGUUUCUGAUUUUUUCGGGUUUUAUCAGUGGGUUUUCUAGUUGGGGAACAAUGAGAGAUGGCUUUAUCUGGGUUAUUUUGUUCUAUGCAUCAGCCGGUUCUACUUGUUGGACGAUUUACUAUGAACAGCUCCACAAUCUAUUAUCCUAAUAUAAUUAGAAUUUCAUAA
Molecule: messenger RNA, 757 nt
Organism: Hibiscus syriacus
Lineage: Eukaryota; Viridiplantae; Streptophyta; Magnoliopsida; Malvales; Malvaceae
Product: SKP1-like protein 1A
Exons: 2
Coding region: 83-553 (156 amino acids)
Biological process (GO): SCF-dependent proteasomal ubiquitin-dependent protein catabolic process
Cellular component (GO): nucleus; cytoplasm
Molecular function (GO): cullin family protein binding
Source: RefSeq, a predicted model, not a curated record